Molecule: messenger RNA, 1272 nt
Organism: Capronia epimyces CBS 606.96
Lineage: Eukaryota; Fungi; Ascomycota; Eurotiomycetes; Chaetothyriales; Herpotrichiellaceae
Exons: 5
Coding region: 1-1272 (423 amino acids)
Biological process (GO): protein geranylgeranylation
Cellular component (GO): CAAX-protein geranylgeranyltransferase complex
Molecular function (GO): CAAX-protein geranylgeranyltransferase activity
Source: RefSeq, a predicted model, not a curated record
AUGUCCAUGUCCGCCGAGGGAAAGAUGCAGCUUGAUCGAGAACGACACGUAAAGUACUGGAAGCGGUGCUCCCAACUUUUACCGGAGCCCUACACGUCGGGCGAAGCCAGCCGCAUGAGCUUUGGUUUCUUCAUAGUAGCCGCACUGGAUCUACUAGGGGCUCUGGAGACGGUGAUCACGCCCGCCGAGAGGCAAAGCUGGAUCGAGUGGAUUUAUACCUGUCAAGUCCCCCAUACGGGCGGGUUUCGCGGCUUCACAGGCACUAUACUAGGCGGCAUGAGGAACCCUCAGAACUGGCAUUGGGACCCGGCCAACCUUCCGAACACCUAUUUCGCGCUGGCUACUUUGGUCAUUCUGGGAGAUGAUCUAGGGAGGGUGAAGAGAAGAGAAUGCCUGGCUUGGGUCAGGCGUCUCCAGCGACCAAACGGGAGUUUCGGGGAGUUCCUGGGGGAAGACAAUGUCGUCGAAGGCGCGGAUGAUCUGAGACUGUGUCUCUGUGCGGUAGGGACGAUGAAGAUCCUGCAAGGGAAUGAGCAGAGCAUCGAGAUCGACGCGUUCAGAUUACGGCAAUUCAUUACAAAUUGCCAGAGCCAUGAGGGUGGUUUUGGACAAGCACCUCUCCUUGAAGCACAUUCUGGCCUGAACUAUUGCGCAAUCGCGGCUCUUUCAUUCCUAGGCCUCCUCCGCAACCCGCCAGAGUCAAUACAACAAGUUGCCAGUCAGGCGAAGCUGGAUGUCACAGGUUGCGUUCGGUGGAUGCUGGACCGACAAACAACUUGGAUUGACGGCGAGGACGAGGACGAGGACGAGGACAGCGAGGACGAUGACGAAAGGGGAGACGAGGACGAGAGGAAAGAGAAGGAUUUUAAACAUGAUGAAGAUGAACCUCAAAAGCAACCAUUAAACCUAUCGUCGCUGAGGGACGGCUUGAUGGCACAGGAACCCGCCGCUGGCGCUGGCUUUUGCGGCAGAUGUGGGAAAAUGGCCGACACUUGUUAUUGUUUCUGGAACGUGGGAGCCCUCGCAAUUCUUCAACAACAUCAAUUGGUUGACAUUGAGGCACUGAGAAGGUAUCUUCUGCAACAUGUGGCGCAUCUCAUAGGAGGCUUUGGGAAAGCGCCAGGCGAGCUCCCUGAUGUUCUUCACUCGUAUCUCGGCCUUGCCACCCUGGCAAUAUACAAUGAGCCUGGACUGAAGGAGUUCGACCCGACGUUUUGCUUCAGUAAAGAAGCUGUCGAGAAGAUGAAGAAGGCAAGCUGGCGGCUGAACUGA